CGCUGCUUUGGCUCCACACUCUGACUGACUGACUGAUACGGUAACCUGUGAGCGCGUGAUGCUGGAGCGUCUAACGCUCACAUUUUAAGAAGAAAACAAACCCGGGCGGAUGGAUCUUUCACGAAAUAUAUUUUAAUACAGUUAACCGAGACGUUUCCUAUCGCGACUGAUCUGAAUGUUUCAGUCGGACGAGCUGAAGCGAACGCGGAUUCCACGCGCAGAGAAUCAAAGUCUCACGAACGCGCCGUAUAGCUGCGAAAACAUGGAUGUUCUGGCCAACUACAGUAUUUUUCAAGAACUUCAACUCGUUCACGACACCGGUUACUUCUCAGCGAUGCCGUCGCUGGAGGAAAACUGGCAGCAGACGUGUUUGGAGUUGGAGCGCUACCUUCAGACGGAACCAAAGAGGUUCUCCGAUCUCUUCGACGAGGAACUAGACGACCUUCUCACCCCGUCAUUUAUGAAGGAAGACAGCGAGGAAGAUCUGUUAGACCCUGUCCUACCCAGCCUGAACGAGCCUCCUAGCCCACCUCCUUCUCAUCUUACUCCACGUAAAGAACCCAUCUCUUCCUCCUCCACUAAAGUGACAUCUCCAGAUAUCACCUUAGGGGUCAACGCUGCCCAGCUGAACGCCGUCACGUCUCUAACACCACCCUCAUCCCCGGAACUGGGUCGUCACCUGGUCAAACCCACCCAUACCCUCAGUGCCUCACCCGACGGGACCCUCACGCUCAAGCUGGUUGCCCGAAAGGUGGGGUUGAGCACCGCCAAGCUGGUGGCGGCCCAUCCUGUACCGCUCUCUCCGCAGAAUGGAAACAGUGGGGCGCAGAGCGAUGGGGAACAGGGGGGGACCUGCUCCAUAGGAGCUGGUGAGAUGGCGGAAAACAAGAAGAGAGUCCAUCGCUGCCAGUUCAAUGGCUGUCGGAAGGUCUAUACUAAAAGCUCACACUUGAAGGCACACCAGAGGACACACACAGGAGAGAAGCCGUACAAGUGCUCAUGGGAAGGCUGCGAGUGGCGUUUCGCGAGGAGCGACGAACUGACGAGGCAUUAUCGCAAACACACCGGCGCCAAGCCUUUCAAGUGCAAUCACUGCGACAGGUGUUUCUCUCGAUCCGACCACUUGGCAUUGCACAUGAAGAGGCACAUCUGAGGAGGAAGAGGCCAAAGGGUGAGGUGGAGGAAGAGACAGAGAGGAGGUAGAGGGAGAGAAAGAGAGAGAACGAUUAUAAGAAGGUACCGGAUAAACCGCAGGCCGUUCGCCCAGCCCAACAGCGCAGGGCCCUCGAGAGACCGAUAGAGGGCCACAACCAACUGACCGGCACGGGAGGCGCUUAAAAAUGUCUCGAGGUUUGGUUAGCAAGAUCUGAAUCGCGUCUGCUAACCACGUGGACGUUUAUCUGAUCAACUGUGCGGACUACACUUUAUUAGGUAUUUGCAUACUAUUUGAAACAUCAUUGACUGAUUCAGUUUCUACUUCUACCAUUUUCCUACAUCUCCAAGAUGAUUCAUUUUUGUCUAUCUAGUUAGAGUGCAUCUUAUGCAUACUAUGACAGAUUUUAUAUUAUGGAAGUACACAAACCCAAUUAAGAUGCAGCUCCUUGGAAACUUUGGAGAGCAUCACUCCGAAGAGACACGAUUUGUUUGUUUUUCCAUUUUGAGCGAGGAUUAUCUUUCCACCUUGAUCCCGCCACAGCCAAGAUCAAGUGGAAUGGAGAAAGCUGGCGACAAAGUGGAAUUGUCUAUUUUUCUGCUCAAAUGUGAAUCUGAUUGGACGCAGCGGGUCUUACGUUCUUCGUGCGUGGACAAAUCUCUCUCUUUCAAGUCCCCCCUGCCAACCAAUAGCUGCGCAGCGACACUUUGUGACUUUUUAUAAAGAAGAAAAUAAGGCAGAGAUCUUUUUGAACGGUGACUGGGUUAUAUAUAAUUCAUAAGACAUGUUUUGCGUUUCUCCUGUGGAUGUGUACAAAACAGAAAAAAAAAGGAAAAGAAAUGGACCAAAAAGACCGCCACAUGCACAAGGGAAGAACAGCGGAUUCUACACUGGCAUAGACGGCAAUUGUGGGACUUCAUUUCAAAACGCAAACUUUUAGUCACGAUAAAAAGAAAAGCAAGGUUGUUGUUGCACACGUUUUGAGCAUUCCUCAACAUUAUUUGAAACUUUCUCUCAUAACCUCGAUUACUUUGGGAAUUUAGGACUAGCAUGAAAGGAGAAAGCGCUGUGGUUUGUGUGCAAACUUCGCAAUCGAAUAACACUUCCGUUACAAUCAAGACGGCAGAGUUUUGCGCUCACAACAUUUCGAUUUUAUAAACGUAUCAAAAUAUGUGCAUUUUACAUCUGUCGGUUUAGUACAGAUGGAUAAAAUCGUUUUAAGAAAGGUGUCCGUUGUGUGUUUUAAUAGUUUACUGGCUCAACAGGUGAUAUUUUACACUUAUAACACAUCUGCAUUUUCAGACUUCGUGGCGAAGUUUAGAUGUUACCGAUUUUUACUUUUUAAGUUACUGUCUGCCUUGUUUUGCAGGUUAAAAUGGCUGUACACUUUGAAAAUUGUAUAGUAAAAGCAAGACUUAAAUUACGUACAAUCAUCCAUGGGAUCAAGCACUUUUAAAGAAAAGUGUUAUUGUAAGGUUGUUUGAUUCUGGAUGGCCCUGCAGCUAUGCAAUCAUCGAAUCAGCUGUACGGCUCAAUCUGCCCACGACAGAUCUAGCAAAUAUUUGUUUUUAAAGGAACAGUUCACCAAAAAAUGCAUUAUUUACUCUCCUUUCAUUCCAAACCUGAUCUUUUAAUCCUACGAUGAAAAUGUCAAAAGAAAUCCACACAAUUUGUGAGCUUUUCCAAGUCUUUAAAAGCCAUGCAAUAGCUUUGUGUGAGAAAGACCGAAAUUUAAUUUGCAUGAUGUGGCAUACAAAUAUGGCACUUCAAGGCACUAAAGAUGCUUGAAAACAAAUUGACAUCCAAACUCUUGUGUUUUCUCCGUUUUGGGUGCUGUCUCGGGAUGCAAUCCCUUUAGUUCCCGUCAAACUCAAUCAUAUUAAAGGGACACUUUACUUUUUGUGAAAAUAUGCUUAUUUUUCAGCUCCCCUAGAGUUAAACAUUUGAUUUUUACAGUUUUGGAAUCCAUUCAGCCGAUCUCCGGGUCUGGCGCUACCACUUUUAGCAUAGCUUAGCAUAAUCCAUCAAAUCUGAUUAGACCAUUAGCAUCGCGCCCAAAAAAUAACAGAAGAGUUUCAAUAUUUUUCCUAUUUAACUCAUUCACCGCCAGCCUUUUUGAGAAAAGUUGCCCACCUGCAUUUUUGUGAUUUUAACAAAAUUUUCACAAAAUUCCUUGCAAGAAAAAAUAUUUUCAUUAUAUAUUUACUUUUUCUACUUAAUUUAACCAUUGAAAUAUGGAUAUUUCUCAUAAAAAAUACAACAUUUUGAGCAAAAAGCUUAAAAAAUUGCGUUUUUGUAAAGGAAUUCAUGUUAGAGAUCAGACUCGGAAUGACUAUCAAACAUAAAGGCAGUUAAAAUAAAUCAUUAAAUCUUUUUAACUUCCGUUUUUGAUAAAUUCGGUAUUAAACUUUCACUUUGAAAUUCGUCCAGAAAGGCAUAUUUAUUAGUUAAAUAUUAACUCAUAAAUGACGAGAUAACUCGUCAAUGGCGGUGAAUGAGUUAAAGGGACAAUAAGUAGGAUUUACCCCCAUCUAGUGGUGAAAUUGUAUUUUGCAUUCAAAUGAACAGUGCUCUCUAGCGCCUCGCUUUUCCAUAUGCGUGUUGCAACUACGGUAGCCGUGUUAUAAUCACUGAUCUCCUUGUCCGAGUUCACGUGUUCUGAAUGAAAACGGGUUGUGGAAACGCGUUGGUAGGCUACUUUUUGUCCCUUUCUGCUAUUAUAGUUUAUCAGUAUCGCGGAACGACAUGGAAGCCUCCUUGGACUUACCCGUUCAAUUAAAGUAAAGAGAAGAAAUUCUAAGCUUACAAAGAAAAGUCAGAUCACUGGCAGAGGUCAUUUGACACCAACGAGGACAUAUCUAUGAAUAAAGACAUUGAUUUUGAUUAAUAAAACACUUAAAACCCUACUUACUGUCCCUUUAAAACUUGACUCUUCUGUAGUUACAUUGUGUACUAAGACCGAUGGAAAAUUAAAAGUUGCGAUUUUCUAUUAGCUAUUGAAAGUUAUUCUUAAAAGAAGAAUAAAAAAGUGUGUCCUUUUAAAAUUAACAUUCUCAACAUUUUUCAAAAAUUAUAGCGAGUAAAUGACUGAACAUAAUUUUGGGUGAACUGGCCCUUUAAGGACUCCAAGAUCCUUUUACAGAAUUUGUUGUGACGUAAGCCAAUCAGAAUGUCAGUGAGGGGUCGGACAGUUGGACUUAGAGACCCAUAUUUGAAGAAUAAAUAGUAAAUGAGCACAACCAACCUAGGUUUUAACUUUUUAACCAUUGCAGACAACCCAUACUGUAUAUAAACGAUACGGCUAAGGGUUAUUUUGAUGCUUGGGAACACAUAACGUACAUCGAGGGGUUUUUAGACAUAUUUCAACAAAUCAGUUCAAAAUUAAAUUAUAUCCUAAAUCUUUACAUAAAAUAACACCCAUUUGGCUCAUUUUGACCACCCAGUCAUCUGUCUAUAUCGUGCUUCUCGCUCGCUCACUUACGUGAACCAACGGGAGAAACAUUUGACAGAAAGGCAGUAUGGGUAAUGAGAAAUGAAUUGGGCUCUCCCGGCAGCGGCCAGCCCUGGUCGCCCCCUCAAUGGGGUGGAACGGAGUGGCACCACACUGGGGUCGCACACAGCGCUUAUGCUGACCACGACAUCUUAUCACAACUGCCCGACACAGUCAAUUUCACCCGUGUAGCCGGGUGUCGGCUAACCUCCUUCCCCGGAGCUCCGUGUGGAAUAACAAAGACACGAGAUGGGAGGAAUCCGGGGCAGGCGAGCCGAGCAUAUGCACAUAGUCUGCUUCCUGGAAGAUUUCGACAUGAAAAGCAACACUUAAUGGACUAAAUCACAAUCUUUUCAAAUUGUUGUCUAGUAAAAGCAAGCGAAACGUAAUCAUGGGCUAUGCAGACAAAAUGCGAUUUUUGGUGAUACCUCAUACUAGAGACGAUGCAAGAAUUUUGUAUGCUUAACUGUGAUGCAUAAUUCAAAUCAAAUUUGAAACACCGAAGAGUUGCAUAAAGCAUUUAUGAAGAACACGUCCAGGUCACAUUUCAAUCAAAUAAAAUGCUUUCGGUUUAAUGAUUAUUUGGGAGACCACUACGAUGUUUUGCUUUUUCGAUGACAAUAAUGUACC
Messenger RNA from Misgurnus anguillicaudatus (oriental weatherfish), 5273 nucleotides. It is a transcript of the gene klf7a, whose product is annotated as Kruppel like factor 7a. NCBI's taxonomy places the organism in Eukaryota, Metazoa, Chordata, Actinopteri, Cypriniformes, Cobitidae. Gene Ontology annotation, molecular function: DNA-binding transcription factor activity, RNA polymerase II-specific; RNA polymerase II cis-regulatory region sequence-specific DNA binding. Gene Ontology annotation, biological process: regulation of transcription by RNA polymerase II. The record is from RefSeq and is a predicted model, not a curated record.